AUGCUGGCGUGGAGGAUUACGGCGAGGUGCUGCGGGUGGUGGCGAAGGGGGCCUGCUUGUAGGCAGCUCCUCAAGCCCAUGCACGCCCGCCUGGUCGUGAGCAUCGUCCGCCUGGUCGGGAGUAUCGUCCGCCUGGUCGUGAGCAUCGUCAAAAAUAUUGCCCGCCUGGUCGUGAGCAUUAUCAUGGGGAAUGCUAGUAGGACCUGCAACAGGGGGACUAAUGGUGGUAUUGUGCACGUGAUCAACAGGUUCUUCAUCGGCCAUAAUUCCAAGAAAUUGGUCCGUGAAGGGCUCGUCGUGCAUGGUAUGCAUGUAAGGGAGCGUGCGAGGGCCAGGAGCUUCGGAAGACAGAGGAAGAGCUGUACCCGCUGCCUUGAGAAUAAAGGGAAAAACCCGCUCGAUGAAGUGAACAUCACGUGA
This is a messenger RNA of Linum trigynum, 420 nucleotides long. The record is from the annotation of a GenBank genome assembly. NCBI's taxonomy places the organism in Eukaryota, Viridiplantae, Streptophyta, Magnoliopsida, Malpighiales, Linaceae.